AUGGCUCACUCCUCUGACUACCACAACCAUAGGGAAAUGACCAACGGGCGAGGACAUCCUCUCCCCCACCCUCAUAAUGGGGGAGGCUACCCUCACCCCCACAAUGGGGGCCAUGGGGGCCAGGCUGGGGGAUCCCACUCGACAAACCGCUACAUGCAGAAGAAGCAUCACCGCCACAGGGGAGGCAGGUCCUCACCCAUGGGCAGAGUCAUCCUCAUCAACUCUCCUGUCGAUGGUGGGGAUGACUGUGAAGACCUCCACACAGUGACAGUAGAUAAGAGUGCAGACGGCCGUCUGGGAUUCAGUGUUAGAGGUGGUUCAGAACACGGACUCAGCAUCUUCGUCAGCAAGAUAGAGGAUGACAGCUCUGCAGAGCAGGCAGGUCUCUGUGUAGGGGACAAGCUGGUGGAGGUGAAUGGUAUCAGCCUGGAAAGCAUCACUAUGAGCAGUGCUGUGAAGGUCCUGACGGGGAACAACAGGCUGAGGAUGGUCGUGAGACGUGUGGGGAAAGUCCCUGGUAUACGCUACUCCAAGGAGAAGACUACAUGGGUGGAUCUGAUCCAGAGGCGUAUGGUAGUAGAGGAGAGUGGUCGUACUCCUUCAGAUGCCAGUUCAGACAGUGUUCUCCGUAGGAUGGUUCACCUCUACACAACCUCAGAGGACUACUGCCUGGGAUUCAACAUCAGAGGGGGCAAAGAGUUCGGACUGGGCAUCUACGUCUCUAAGUUGGACCCUGGGGGUCUGGCGGAGCAGCACGGCAUCAAGAUGGGCGACCAGAUCCUGGCGGCCAAUGGGGUGAGCUUUGAUGGCAUCACCCAUAGCAAUGCCGUGGAAGUUCUGAAGAGCCACACCCACAUCAUGCUGACCAUCAGGGAGGCAGGAAGAUACCCUGCAUAUAAAGAGAUGGUGGCUGAAUACAGCUGGCUCAGCAAAAUGGCCAAUGGAGGGCCUCCGUCCUCCUCCCAGGGCUCUGACUCUUACUCCUCGGCCUCCUCCCUGUCUUCCACCCCCCUCAGCUCCCUUAGUGGUCUCUCCCAGGUCCUCUUCCCACCCGCCUUUGGCUCUGACAUGGUGGACGUCUGCAUCUCCACUGAGGACCGCUCUCGCCGCACCAGCAAUUCCGAACGCACCGCAGAGACCGCCAUGCAGACUGACCUACACCCCCCCUUGGAUUCUAACGCGUCCCCUUUGCCUAAUGGAAGGCUGGUUGCCAUGGAAACCAGCCGGACGCUAGGCGCCACUGUGUUUUUGAAGGACACACCAAUUCGGGGGAAAGGAGAGGGUCCUGUGGAAAGGGGAGGGGCUGGAGAUGGGGGAAGGGGCAAAAGGGGGAUGUUGUCACCAGGGGAACAGGACGUGGCGCAGGACUCCCCGAAAACGGCGGUGCUUAUGGCCCUGAGCAGACCGAGAAAGCCCAUCAGACGAUCCCAGAGCCAUAUCACAGUUACAGGUGAGGAGCAAAACUAUGAUCAGUUCAUCCCAUUUAAAUCUCACCCAAUGGCUCUAGUCUUUCUAGCGAGGGUGAUCAGGUCUCGCCAGGAAGACAAGCAGAAGAAGAAGAAGCAGGGAAAGGAGAAGAGUGCAGGAGAGAGAGAGGGCAGCAAGACCCUGCAGCGCUCCAAGACCUUCGUCAGCCUCCUUUUUAAGAGAGAUGCACGGAGAGACAUGUCCAGGAACAGGAGAGAGAGAGACACAUCACGGGACAGUAGAGAGACAGGGACAGGGGACUCCCACAGGGGUCGAUUUAAAUCACCCUCCCACCAUGCUGACAAGGAUCCCGAUAAAGAGAGGGGUCGUCCGUUCCAGCUGUUGACGUCUCCAAGGGAGACCCGUGCUGGGUUGAAGGACAGCAGCCCCCUGCUUCACCCUGAUACCCUGGGAGAAGUGGAGAACAUGGCCAGGAAACUGCUCAGUCAGGACGAGGUCACUGCAGUCAUGAGACACUGUAAGCGGUUUAUGUUGGAGUGUGUGGUGGAGGAUCUAGUACACCCUCUACUGGCCAUACUGGACCGACCUGAGAAACUACUACUGAUACGAGAGAUCAGGAUGCUGAUCCCUCCUACAGAGCUGGGCCGUUUUGACAGUAUUGUCAUGCCCUUUGAACUGGAGGCCUACGACAUACUGAAGAGCCGCUCAUUGAGGUCUCCUGUCCUGCGCUCUCCUCGCAGUGGAACCCCUCGACGACACCUCAUCACCCCCAUACCAGACUACCAUGGUGGUUUCCAGCUUCAGCCAGCCAAGGACUUGGGGAGAGACCGUCAGCUGAUGGAAGACCUAGAGAGACUACGUGUGUCUGGCCUCCAGGAUGGUCUCCUGCCCCCUUCCCGUGCUUUCACCCCCCUCUUGGAUGUCCCCAUGGACAGCUACACCCACCACACCCCACGCUCACGCUCUCCGAGCCCCUCACCCCCCAACUGGCUCCUCACAGAAUCCCCACACACUACCAGACGGCAACCUCAAACCAACCACUCUCCAAAUAGGCGAGAGAAUGGUUUGUCCUGGCCCCGGCACUAUGAUGAGACCUCAUUGCUGUCGGAAGAUACCACUCCGGAGCGGGGGCGGUCGCCGGUGAGGAACAAACAUAAUGGAAGGGUCAGGAGGGACCAAUGGGAAGGCGGCCCUGAGAGGAAGGGAGGGAUGGCCGAGGGGUACAUGGAGGUGAGAGUACACUUACCCCCCAGGAACAUUCAACCCACCCAGGCUCAGGUGCUUGAGCCUCCCCCACAGGACAGAAGCCCAUCGACAGGGAGGGAGAGGGUGGGACAAGGCCAGAGAGGGAAGGUGAAGCAAGUGAACAGACUUUCGCCAGGACGGUCGCAGAAUGGUCACCAUGGAAACGCAACACCUGUAGCCAUUCAGGAGUAUGAGAUCACCACGGUGACCAUCUCCAAAACAAAACAGUCUCUGGGUAUCAGUAUCUCAGGUGGGAUGGAGUCCAAGGUGCAGCCUGUGAUCAAGAUAGAGAAGAUCUUUCCAGGAGGAGCUGCCUCUACCAGUGAUGUUCUGAAGGCUGGGUAUGAGCUGGUGUCGGUGGACGGUGAGUCUCUGCAGCGUGUGACCCAUCUUCAUGCGGUGGACGUAAUUCGCCGGGCGUUCAGCAACAAGGCCAAAGACUCCAUGGUGUUCAUCGUCAAGGUCCCCAAGGGGCCCUAAAUACCCAAAGAGCCCUGCUGACUAGCCCACUGUUAGGCUUACACAAAUACUACAACCUCAGUACUACAGGCCUGUCAAAAAGGAUGCUCCGAGGUGCAGUUCACCAACCCUCUUUGUCUGGAAAUGGAAAUGAAUGAAAUGCUGGUGUUCAAACCAGAACGUUGUCAGAUACAAGUAUGUGGAUUUACAGAAGAUGAGGAUUCGUCUGAUGCAGAUGGUUCGGAAUGGAAGGGAAUGGUCCACUCACAGAGGAGAGGAAGGUACCUCUUACACUGACCAAUACGCUUGCUUCUCCUCUAGGGCAAAAGGGACAAUGUUUCCAUAGAAAACAGGAAAUACUGCUAAAACAAAAAUUGGUAAUGUGACAUGUUAUGUUGUAACUGCAGUCGACAUGUGGGUCUACUGCACCUACUUUGAGUAUAAUAAUGUGAUAAAUAAUAUUUAUCAAAGAUAGACUGGAUUAUAUGUAUCCCUUUUGCUAUAUUAAUGUAUAUUGUUAGCUAGCGUUGUUAAGAGUCAGCAGCUAUAGCAAUCAUAUUAAUAUAAUGUACUGUAGGUAACUUCAAAGGAAGGAAACUUUAUUUUGUGGAAGCAGAGAAAGAAAAAACAUGCAGGCACGCACGCAUGUACGCAGACUCACUCACUCACUCACUCACUCACUCACUCACCAACCCACACUCUCACCACUCGCACGCAGGAAGUAUGACCCCCCCUAUACACACAGUUCCAGGGACCAUUUCAGUCCACCAGGGUCCUGCCAGAGAGAGAGAGAUUACUGUGUCCAACGUCAUGAGGUUUAUAGUCCAGAUUAAGCCUCUGUAUUAUAGUUGUGGUUUAGUGGAUGUCUAGGGGAUUAGUACAAAUUGCAGCUCUGUUUAAAACUGUAUUUCUGGCAAUCAGAGUUCAUGUUUCUGGAGCAGGAUGCCACUUUAGAUGCUUGAUUACAUAGGCUUGUGGACUGAGCCUGAACAGACAUGUGGAGGAGAUGGAGGAAAACCUAAAUGAUGUACAGGAUGUGAGGACCAGUGGCUUAAACUAAGGUUGGGUUGAGAGGCAGAGGGGCUAAGACUGGGGUGAAGAGAGAGGGACUGUCUGGGUCUGGGAAGGGCUGAUGAAGGGCUAAUGUUAGGUCAAGGGUUAAUAUUAGGUUAGGUUUAGGUCCCGAACUCCCUGGAAUCACCAGAGUGUACAGUGCACCACGCAUAGUUCCUGACCUUUAUGAGCGGCAGAGGGCCUGAGAGGUGCCUGAGAGACUCGACCAUAUGACUUGCUGUAGGGCUAGAAUGUCUGGCUGGUGACAAAUGCUGCUGUAAAGCUCAAUGGCAGUAUGGUCGGCUAAGCUUCUGUUAUUUAUAUAUAUGUAUAUGUGUGUAUAUAUGUAUGUAUGUGUGUGUGUGUAAUUAAGCAUAAUAUACAUGUAAUAAACAUAUAAUAAGGUACAUCCAAAAUGUUUUCAGAGCUAUCGUAUUAAUUUACCACAAUA
Messenger RNA from Oncorhynchus mykiss (rainbow trout), 4636 nucleotides. NCBI's taxonomy places the organism in Eukaryota, Metazoa, Chordata, Actinopteri, Salmoniformes, Salmonidae. The record is from RefSeq and is a predicted model, not a curated record.